This is a messenger RNA of Rotaria sp. Silwood2, 747 nucleotides long. Lineage: Eukaryota; Metazoa; Rotifera; Eurotatoria; Philodinida; Philodinidae. The record is from the annotation of a GenBank genome assembly.
AUGAUUCUACUCUUCAAUUCUCGUCUUUAUUGUCAUUUUAUUUUAGGUACACUUCGUUUUUGGCAUUUACCCGAUUGUAUACAACUUGAUUUAUUCGAAACAAAAACAUUUAUAUCAUCUACUAAACAUUUAUUCUAUGGUUUAUCAUCGGAUUCUGAAAACAAUGAAUUACCAUUAGAUUCGUCAUCAAUUAAUUAUUCAAUAUGGAAAAUAGAUGUUGCUUCAUGUCGUUUAAUAAAUUCCAAUAUAACAAAUGUUUUUAUUGCCUUAUCAAUGUAUGCAUAUCGAGCACAUUCAAUAUAUUUAACAACUUUAGCAAAUCUUGAAAAAUCAACAAAUGAACAAUGUCAAUUAACAUUUCAUUCAAAAUAUGGUACAAUUAUAGAUUAUUGUUUUUCAUCAAAAGAAUCUAUCUCAACAUCCCAAUGUGAUUUAUAUAUAUUAUUUGAUAGUAAUAUUUUACUUAAAAUAAAUAUUAUUUCAUUAUUUUCAUAUGAUAAAAAUGAAAUAUUAGAAAAUGAUACAACAAUAAGUACAAUAAUAAAUACAAAAGAAUUUAAUUUCAUGAAUAAUAUAACUUCAAAUGAAAUAAUAUUUAAACAAUUAUUUAAAAUGCGUGGUAAACCUGGUGAUAGUUCAUAUUAUAAACGUAAAAAUGAACGUAUUGAACAACAAGAAGAAAAACGAAGAAAAAAACAAGUAUCAAAACAAUUUCAAGAAAAAGUAGCAAUUAAUGAAAAUGUUUAA